GACUUCUUCCAUCUUCAACACGAUGCAGGAGACAACUUUCGAGCCUUCUCAAGCUCAGCAGCAGCAGAGGCCACCAUGACGACCAACGCGCCUUCUGGUCCAGCGACCAUCCCCCACCGCCAAUUGCCUUCAUCCGCAAGCCUCAUCCCCAUCGACCUGAAGAUAGCCGAAGAACGUCAAAUCCUCUACAACCAACGCAUCGUCUGCGGUUGGAACAAAGACAAGAUCCCCAAAUGGGCGGCUGCCAUUGAAGACGGUACAAGGAGCUUCUUCUGGAUCUGCCUCGCACCCGACGCUGAAAAAGACAUUCCCACCUUCAAACGCGACGGCACGACGUAUAUGCCCGUAGGCCAUGUGUCGCUUGACAAGGUCGAUAUCAAUGAGCCGGAUGCUGUACCAGACACAACUCUCGCAGACCCCGAGAAGGGCGUUCUCACCAUAACGAGUCUUUUCGUGCUACCUGUCUUCCAUCGAUCUGGCCUAGGUGCUUUUGCCAUGGAUGAAUGCGAACGCCUUGCCCGUGUGCCGCCAUUCGGCUCAGAAUCCAUCGUCGCUGUUACGGUCAAUACAUUGAGCCCGAGAUAUUGUGUCGGUGGCGUAGAAGGACCGGAUGGCUUGGGUCAAUGGGAAAGAGAAGGAGCAGAUAGGCCUGUGCCCCAGAACAAUAUGCUCUGGUAUGAGAAAAAGGGCUACAAGAGAUACAAGGAGGCUCCGAGAUAUACUAGCGUUGGCAAGCAGGGAGAGACACUAUGGUGGUAUGCUUGUUUCAUGAGAAAAGAGCUAUCAUAAUAUACACCGUAAAGAGGCGUCUCCGCUCGCUCUGAAUUCAUUCUCGCAGGAGGCUGUUGUGACGCAAUGCUGUUUCCGAUUUUGGCUCUUCUGGUCAAUGUAUUCUCUUGUGUCGCGACUUCUUGGUGCACUGGUAAUGCAUCUCGCCUGAGGUUGAGAAGGUGCGAACUGCAUCAUAGAAACAUAACUCUCCUCCAGACGACACCUUGAGCCCCAGCAUCAACCUUUUUGUCCCAAUCAUUCCCUCUCGCAACUAACUC
Aureobasidium pullulans EXF-150 is the source of this 1049-nucleotide messenger RNA. RefSeq lists its product as uncharacterized. The transcript has a single exon. Bases 76 to 789 code for a protein of 237 amino acids. The record is from RefSeq and is a predicted model, not a curated record. Lineage: Eukaryota; Fungi; Ascomycota; Dothideomycetes; Dothideales; Saccotheciaceae.